Molecule: messenger RNA, 2490 nt
Organism: Perognathus longimembris pacificus (Pacific pocket mouse)
Lineage: Eukaryota; Metazoa; Chordata; Mammalia; Rodentia; Heteromyidae
Gene: Parp9
Product: poly(ADP-ribose) polymerase family member 9
Exons: 8
Coding region: 61-2067 (668 amino acids)
Biological process (GO): positive regulation of type II interferon-mediated signaling pathway; negative regulation of gene expression
Cellular component (GO): cytoplasm; nucleus
Molecular function (GO): NAD+ poly-ADP-ribosyltransferase activity; transcription corepressor activity; ubiquitin-like protein ligase binding
Source: RefSeq, a predicted model, not a curated record
GCCACCAGUCUACCCUUGGAAAUACCAACAAACAUUUAAAGACCCACUGGGACUGAGACAAUGGACUUCUCAAUGGGUGUUGGAGCCGCAGCUUCCAGUGAAAGAUCAGACACCAGGUCUCUUGAAGAAAACUACACUUGGCCAGUUCCCAUUAGUCAUGAUGUCUUCCAAAGUUUAAAAAAUAAUGAAAGUCUGCUAUGUGAAGUCCUCCUGAAAAAGUUUGGCUGUGUCUCUACCCUGUUUUCUCCAGCUCUGGAAGGAAACAGCAAAUCCCUUGUUGAACCAGUCUUCAGAAAAAGGCUGGUGCUCGGACUGGAGUUAUCUGUUUGGAAGGAUGAUCUCACCAAACACGCAGUUGACGCUGUGGUGAAUGCAGCCAAUGAAGAUCUUAUCCACUCAGGAGGCCUGGCAGGGGCCCUGGAGAGAGCUGGUGGCCCUGACAUCCGAGAGGAGAGCAGAAGACUUGUGGCCACCUAUGGUAAAAUACCAGUUGGUGGGAUAGCUGUCACUGGAGCUGGGAAACUUCCCUGCAAAAUGAUUAUCCAUGCUGUGGGGCCUCAGUGGCAGCUGCUGGGUCCAGAGCUAUCUAUCCAGAAGCUACAAACUGCUAUUAUAAAUAUUCUGAACCGUGCCACCUGUGAACAUGUGCCCAUUAAAACAAUAGCUAUCCCAGCUCUAGGCUCUGGAAUUUUUCAGGUUCCUGUGGGUUUGUGUACAAAGGUAAUUUUACAAACCAUUUGCUAUCAUUUACAAAGGAAUCAAGUGGGUCAUUUGAAAGAAAUUCACCUGGUGAGCAAUGAGGAGCGUACUGUUGCAGCUUUCCUAGCUGCUUCAGAAUCCAUCCUAGGGAGGAAUGAGCUGGACCUCUGGAAGAGUCCAGAAACCAUGCCUCUUUUCAAUACAGAACCCCAGCUUGUCCAGGGCCACGUUGAACAUCAGGAGGCUUUCAAAGCAGAAAUGACAAAGUUCAACUCACAUCAUCGCAAUGAUAACAAUGUCUCCCACUGGACCAGAGAGGAGCAAAGAACAAAUGGCCUUGAAGCUGAAUCUCCUACUGUCAAUCUGAUGGGAACCAACAAGGAAACGAUGCAAGAAGCUGCAGCAUGGAUCAAAAGGUUACCGACUUCCCAAGACCACUACCGUAUUGAGAAUAAUCAUAUUCUCUACUUUGGGAAGGAGGAACACGAUGACCUGUCUCUGAUCCAGAAAACCACUCGCGUCUCCAUUACGGAGCAUAUCCUUACAGGAAAGACAUAUUUGGAGAUUAAAGGAGACCGAUCUGACCUCAUAGAGGUAGUUAUGAAAAUUGAAUGUAUGCUGUUUGAUGUUCAGGAGAAAGUGGCAAGAAAAAAUAAGAAAGCCCUUUGUAACUUUUUAGGACAAUGGACUGAUCAGCAACCCAAACAGCAAAAUGAAACUAUAGAAAAUAUCUUAUAUCAUCGAUGUCUAUUGGCUUUAUGUCCAGAAGUUCAACGUGGAAAGAAAAUGUUUAAAAAAUGUGGUUUGCAAGUUAUAAAGGUGGAGGAGAUAAAAAAUGCAGAGCUCACGGCUGCCUACCAAAAGAAGAAGAAAAUGAUGGAAGUGAAAACCAAGCGAUCACCUGCGAGCGUCAGGGCAUUCCAGCAAGUUCCAUUCCAGUUUCUUGAUGCUGUGUGCAGAGUCGGCUUUCACAGGUUCUACACAGCAUCCUGUAACCCACACUAUGGAGCGGGCACAUACUUCACCACCAAUCUCAAAAACAUAGCAGAUAAUGUCAAGAUUUCUAACACCAAUGAGUUCAUCUAUGUGUUUGAGGCUGAAGUCCUCAAAGGCUCCUCCUGCCAAGGUCAUCGGUCAAAUAUUGUCCCUCCACCAUUGUCUCCUGGAGCCUUAAAUUGUUAUGACAGUGUUGUUGACAGUGAGUCCAAGCCUGAAACCAUUGUUAUUUUUAAUACUAUGCAAGCUAUACCCCGAUAUUUGUGGACUUGCAUUCAGGAUCAUGAACAGCCACAGGGUUACUCAUUAGGACCGGUGUCCUCUUCAUGGUGGAAUUGGGAAAAAAGUUCAAAUGGCAGCUCUGUUGAUUAAUCUCCACAUCAUUUUAACAACUGGUAUGGUCUUGCUUUGGGGGAACCAAGUAAGUGGUCAUUAUUAAUUAACUCAAAGAGUAGCUUGCAUAUGUUCAAAUGGGAUAUAUGUUUGGAUUGGCUGGGCUGUUGCAAGGACCCAUCUUGCCUGAGUUUCUUCUUUCAUCUUGGGAUUGGGAUGUAGAUACCAACUGAUACAUUCUUACUACUGUUCCUUCUCCUUGCAAGUUGUUCUUUCAUUUUUUAAGCUACAGGCAGUAGACAGUAUGUAUUAUUUGUAAUGAAGAGGUCAUUCCCAUGUAAAAUCUUUAUUUUCUACAAGUGAUAGUCUGACAUAUUUGGAUAGGAAAAUAGCUCUAGAUUGUUCAGAGAAUCAUAUGAUAUGCCUUAGAUACAUUAAAAUAAAUGAACUCUGUUGGAGUAA